CAGUGUGCAAGGCAAGAAUUCCCUUUAAAGGUCUCACUGGGUGAAUUGCGCAGUCUGGGGGUGGGGGCACUCAGCAGGUGGAAAGCAGUUCCCCUUAGGCUGUGCAGAAGGGAAGGAAAGUUGGCUCAGGUAAUCUACCUGCAGAGGGCGGGGGCGGCCGUUCUGUGGCAGACUGUGUGUGUGGGGGAGGGUAAAUGACCUCAAAAGAUUAUCAGAAAAUAUUUUGCUUUUGGGUUACAGCAUUCACAAGGUGAGGCUAGGCUGGGCCUGGAACGGCCUGAGGAUCCUGCCUGGCUCUUGGCUCUUCGUAAUGGGCAGUCCUGGGGUUCACUGGGUCGGUGGAACUAGUUCUAUGCCCUGGCGCCUUGCUUACGUUCGCUUCGCUGUCUGUGCUGGCGGCACAUCCUGAGGUCUGUGCGCCAGGGAGCGCAAAGUGCCUUUGAGUCCCUCUGCACGCGCUGGGCUACACCUGGGCGUCUCCGAAGCUCUGGUGGCUGCACUUCUCGUGCAAAAGGCGCGUGAGACCCCGCACAUGCACCGGCGACUGAGCGCGCGCCCAGGGGCAGAGGCUGGUGCGGGCCGCGGGACCAGGACCUGCACGGGGUUGAGCGGUCACCGGCGUCUGUGCUGAGAGCUUACCGGGCCAGCGCGGUCACCUAUCCUCCCUCAGUCAAGCCUGUGAAAGCGGCUCCGACACGGCGUGCCUCUUGUUGACUGCGAGUGCUGGGUCCGUUCCAGAACGGGGGAGCAAAAGGCCAGACAGGAAGCCUCGAGUGCAUCUGGGAAGUCCAAGGCCGGCCCCAGGCAGGGGCCAGCCCACUAAAACAAAUGCGCGCCCCAGCUCCUAGCUAGCGCUCCGAAAACCUCAGACCCCCUACCUCGUGGGCACCCACUGGGCACCCCGCUUCGGCCCGAGACCUGGUUCUCGGCGCUGGGGGCUCCUCGGACAAAGGAUAAAUACCCUAGGACAGAGGCCGCAAGCGUGACCUUCGCCCAGUAUCGGUGGUGGGGGGGGACCAGCCUGGGCUCGCGCCCGACCUGCAAACCCCUCCUCGGCAGGUUCUAAGACAGCACUUUGGGGGCCGGUGCGGGAGACGCCCGCGGCUCCGGACCCUCCCUCGUCUCCACGACUCGCACGGCAGCCCUGGGCGCGCGGAGACAGUGACAACGGCAGCUUCGCGGCCCCACGCGCGAAGCGGCCCGACGGGAGCGCGCAGGCGCACACGCCGGAAGUCGCCGCCUAACGGGCCGGCCCGCGCCGCCCGGCCUGGAGGGGCGGGGCCCGAGCCCCUCGGCGCGCGGCGCCAUAGAGCGCUGUCGGAGGACCGCGGUCCUAGAGGCGUCCGGAAGUGGCACCGUGUGGCGCCCGCGGCGCAUCAUAGAGCCCGGGGGGCGGCGGCCCGGGGGCGGCGGUGAUUCCUUCCUAGAGCGGCGAGGACGGGGCGGCGGCCGGAGGGGGAGCGAGGAAGGGGGAGCGGCGCGGGCGGAAGCGGCCGGGAAGGUCACUUCCGGCCUGGGCGCCCGUCCCCCUGACCCCAGGGUCUGAGUCGCCGCUGCCGCCGCUGCCACCAUCCGCAAGGGAGGACGAGGAGGAGGAGUGUGGCACGGCGGCCCCGGGACCUAGGAGGGACCCAGACAUGGAGCUUCGGGAGGAGGCCUGGUCACCGGGGCCGCUGGACUCAGAGGACCAGCAGAUGGCCAGUCAUGAGAACCCAGUGGACAUCCUCAUCAUGGAUGACGAUGACGUCCCCACUUGGCCCCCCACCAAGCUGUCCCCAGCCCCGUCGGCGCCCACUGCGGGCCCUCCACCCCGGCCACGCCCACCUGCCCCCUACAUCUGCAACGAGUGUGGCAAGAGUUUCAGCCACUGGUCCAAAUUGACACGGCACCAGCGCACGCACACGGGCGAGCGGCCCAACGCCUGCAGUGACUGCGGCAAGACCUUCUCCCAGAGCUCGCACCUGGUGCAGCACCGGCGCAUCCACACGGGGGAGAAGCCCUACGCCUGCUCUGAGUGUGGCAAACGCUUCAGCUGGAGCUCCAACCUCAUGCAGCACCAGCGCAUCCACACAGGCGAGAAGCCCUACGCCUGCCCCGACUGCGGUCGCAGCUUCACGCAGAGCAAGAGCCUGGCCAAGCACCGGCGCUCGCACAGCGGCCUCAAGCCGUUUGUGUGCCCGCGCUGUGGCCGCGGCUUUAGCCAGCCCAAGAGCCUGGCGCGCCACCUGCGGCUGCACCCCGAGCUGUCGGGGCCCGGGGUGGCGGCCAAGGUGCUGGCAGCCAGCGUGCGCCGCGCAAAGGCACCCGAGGAGGCAGCCACGGCGGCCGACGGCGAACUCGCCAUCCCGGUGGGCGACGGUGAGGGCAUCAUCGUGGUAGGCGCGCCAGGUGAGGGGGCCGCAGGGGCCGCGGGCAUGGCGGUCGCGGGGGCCAGGGCGCCCGGACCCCGCUCGCGCCGCGCGCCGGCCCCCAAGCCCUACGUGUGCCUGGAGUGCGGGAAGGGCUUCGGGCAUGCGGCCGCACUUGGCACCCACCAGCGCGCCCAGCAUGGGGACGGCGCUGGGGCGGGGGGCGAGGAGCCGGCGCACAUCUGCGUGGAGUGCGGCGAGGGCUUCGUCCAGGGCGCGGCGCUACGCCGGCACAAGCGCAGCCACGCCGUGGGCACGCCCUCCGUCUGCAGCCACUGCGGACAGAGCUUCUACCCGGCCGGCCAUGGCCACGAGGAUGACGACGCUGCCGCGGGCCGCUGCAGCGAGUGUCGAGGUGGGGAGGCCCGGUAGGGGUGGCGGGGCCCGGGGGGGCACCGGGCCCCUCGGGCUUGGCAGGAGCCACUGGUGGCACAGCCCCAGAAAUCGGGAGGCGGACAGAGGGGUGCUACGGGCCCCACCGUCGUCUCAGCCAUGGCGUCUCCCGCCCUGGCCCUGCAAGAGGCCGCGGGAGCUGAAGUGACAGAGACAGGGCCACCUGGCCACGGAGCCAGAGAGGAAACACCCCCCCUCCCAGGGAAGGAAAGGGGGGGGGGCUUGCCUUCUAGAGUACUCUCAUAGCCCUACUGCCUCUGACCCGCUCCUUCUCGCGGGAACCCCAGUCUAUACUCCUGUGUUUGGGGUAGCUGAGGACUGAGGAGCAGCACUAGACCCUGCGCCAAGCGCCCCGCAGAAGGGGGGGCGGGGUCAAUAAAAGGCACUGUCGACUGCC
Messenger RNA from Sorex araneus (European shrew), 3198 nucleotides. It is a transcript of the gene ZNF787, whose product is annotated as zinc finger protein 787. Gene Ontology annotation, cellular component: nucleus. Gene Ontology annotation, molecular function: DNA-binding transcription factor activity, RNA polymerase II-specific; RNA polymerase II cis-regulatory region sequence-specific DNA binding. The record is from RefSeq and is a predicted model, not a curated record. Bases 1638 to 2780 code for a protein of 380 amino acids. The transcript is spliced from 3 exons. Gene Ontology annotation, biological process: regulation of transcription by RNA polymerase II; central nervous system development. NCBI's taxonomy places the organism in Eukaryota, Metazoa, Chordata, Mammalia, Eulipotyphla, Soricidae.